Messenger RNA from Gryllus bimaculatus (two-spotted cricket), 1356 nucleotides. The record is from the annotation of a GenBank genome assembly. NCBI's taxonomy places the organism in Eukaryota, Metazoa, Arthropoda, Insecta, Orthoptera, Gryllidae.
AUGGCGGAAAGUGAAUAUAGGGAGGCAAAAAGAGACGAGAGUGAGGACGGUAGUGAAAGGGAUGAAGGAAAUGAGUUGAAAAUGCCACCUCAGCAACUGCUUUUAAGUUGGAAAGAUCACAAUGGUGCAUUGGUGUCUGUUUUUGAAAAUCUUUUGAAAAGGAAUACUUUAGUAGACUGUACUCUGGCUGCAGAUGGUCAAUACUUAAAGGCCCAUAAAGUGGUGCUCUCUGCUUGCAGUGCAUAUUUUGAGUUAUUAUUUAGUCAGGAGAGUGAGAAGAAUCCAAUAGUCAUUCUCAAAGAUGUGAAAUUUCAAGAACUGGAAGCUGCUGUUAAUUUUAUGUACAGAGGAGAAGUGGAAGUUUGUGAAGAUAGAUUGGCAGCUUUUCUUGAAGUUGCAGAUUCGUUGCAAAUAAAGGGGUUAGGCAGCGAUGGAAAAUCUCGAGAUGUCAGAGGGAAGUCUCCAAUAUCAAAGAGCUCAAAGGCUGCAGUUCCUCCAAAAGCACAUUCUAGCAGAAAGGAAGUCACCCUCACGGAGAGUGAGAAUACUGUGGAGAGUUGCAUCACCCUCGACAGCGAUAAGAAUAGCAACGAAAGUUCUUCUCACCAUCAUUUACCGCACAGAGAAACAUCAGGAUCUUCACCCAUUCCAUCCUCACUUGCUAUCGCGUCUUCCUUCAGCAUACCAUCAGCUUCUACCUCAUGCCCAGUUAGAGUAGAAACUGAUCGUGAUAGAGACAAACUGGAGAAGAAUCAGUGCUCGUCCCCUUCUGUGUCUACUUUCCCUUCAGGAGAUACUGUGCCAUCAGAUGUGAACACUGUAAUUAAAACUGAACCUGUGACCGAUACUUAUUUGGACGAAAAGUCGGAUGAGACGGAGAGAGACUUUGAUGAUGUGACGAUGAUGGAAGAUCAGGAAGACUGGGAUGAUCCUAAUAUUGAGUCUAUGGGUGAUGACCAUUCUUCAAAUCAACAUGAUCCUGGUUUUUCUGUCGCUCACAUGAAAACGGAAGAAUCUUCAUCGGAACACAUGCCUGGUGCACCCUCAAUGGAACAUGUCUCCUCAGAAGGCGCCACCGCCUCCGGGGCUCAAAGCGAUCGGGCGGUCGCGGCGGAGGGCGUGGCGCAGAAGGCGAAGGAGCAGGAGCAACAGCACGAAGAGGAAGAGGACUUGGACGACGACGGCAACGACGAAGAAUCGGACGAGUUGGAGGACGAGGAAGAGGAGGAAGUGCAGCGGCGGCAGAGGAAUCGGCGGCGGCGGCGCCGGGGGCAGCUGCAGCAGCAGGAGGGGCAGAAGAGGGCGCGGCCGACGCGCAAGCGCAGCCCGCCGCCGCCCGCAGUGCCGCCCCCGCGC